UCGGUUUGCCUUUUGAUUGGAUUCAGACACCUCAGUACACAGCGAGAAAUACUCCAGACAAAAUUGUAUAAUAGCUAAUUGAAAUUGGGCAAAGCGGACAUAGCCAACAGCAGCCACCAUGAAGAAGGAGGAGCCCAUCAUGGAUGGGCCGAAGCGCAUGCAGAACGAGCUGAUGAUGAUGAUGGGAUAUAAGAAUUUCGAUCAGCUGCAACUGCUGCAGGCUGCCAAGGACAACAUCUACAAGUGGGAUGCACUGAUUUUGCCCAACAGUCCGCCCUACGACAAGGGCGCCUUUAGCCUAGAGAUCGACUUCCCCAAGGAAUAUCCAUUCCGGCCACCCACCUUGCACAUCAACACAAAGAUCUACCAUCCGAAUAUCAAUGAAAAGGGUCAGAUUUGCUUGCCCAUACUCGAGCCGGAGCACUGGAAGCCCACGUCCCGAAUCGACACUGUUCUCCAGGUGCUCGUUGCGACCAUCAACGAUCCCCAGCCGGAAAAUGCGUACAUUGUAGAGAUAAGCAAUCAGUUUGUAAACGAUCCGCAGAAGUUCUUCAAGAUGGCCGAUGCGUGGGUGACGCGCUACAGCGACUACAGGCCAACGGAGCAGCAGCUGGCCCGGAUUGCCAAGCGUCGAAAGAAAGCACUGAUGAAAAAAUAGUAAGCCCAGGUAUCUAAUGAUAACAGCAAUAAAUUGUUGCACAUUUUGCUCAGUGUAUCCAGAAGUCAAUUGGCAU
This is a messenger RNA of Drosophila hydei, 734 nucleotides long. Its product is annotated as ubiquitin-conjugating enzyme E2 L3. The record is from RefSeq and is a predicted model, not a curated record. The transcript has a single exon. NCBI's taxonomy places the organism in Eukaryota, Metazoa, Arthropoda, Insecta, Diptera, Drosophilidae. The coding region runs from base 119 to 658 and encodes 179 amino acids.